UACCGCUGUAUCGAGUGCAACCGGGAGGCCCAGGAGCUGUACCGGGACUACAGCCACGGCGUACUCAAGAUAACCAUCUGCAAAUCUUGCCAGAAACCAGUAGACAAAUAUAUUGAGUAUGAUCCUGUUAUUAUCUUGAUUAAUGCCAUUUUAUGCAAAGCCCAGGCCUAUCGACAUAUUCUUUUCAACACUAAAAUAAAUAUCCAUGGGAAACUCUGCAUGUUUUGUUUGCUUUGUGAAGCAUACCUGAGGUGGUGGCAGCUGCAAGACUCAAGCCAGAACACAGCCCCAGAUGACUUGAUCCGAUAUGCCAAGGAGUGGGAUUUCUACAGGAUGUUUGUGAUUGCUUCUUUCGAACAAGCUGCCUUUUUUGCUGGCAUUUUUGCUUUCCUGUGGGUAGAGCUACCCAUGACAACAAAAAAAAAGCCCAACUUUGUUUUACUACUGAAAGCGCUGCUGUUGUCCAGCUAUGGGAAACUCCUGCUAAUCCCAGCUGUCAUCUGGGAACAUGACUACACACCUUUGUGCCUCAGGCUCAUUAAAGUAUUUGUCCUGACAUCGAAUUUCCAGGCAAUCAGAGUGACUCUGAACACCAACCGCAGGCUCUCCCUGCUGGCUGUGCUGAGUGGCUUGCUGCUGGAGAGCAUCAUGGUCUACUUCUUCCAGAGGAUGGAGUGGGAUGUGGGCAGCGACUGUGCAGUCUACAAAUCUCAGGACUUCUGAAGCUUUAUUCUUCACUCUCUGUGGCAGAACCAGUUACCGAAGAAGAGAAAGCACAAGAGAAAGCAAGUCUCUACUUUCUGUGAGUGAAAUCAAGCCUGGGGAUUCCUGAACCCACCCAGACACCCCCAGGAAGAUCUGAACCACCUAGACACAAGGCUAAGAGCACUACAGUGACACACGGGCAGGCACCGUGGUUCCAUCAGCUCGAUUCCUUUGGUGUGUUUAUAUCCUUUAAAUAUUACAUUGCUGGCUUAAAAAUCAUAUUUUGUGUUUUUUCUGACAGAAGCACUUUUAAGUAGUCUUUCAGAAUAAAUAAAAUUUUUAUACAUUUCUGAUUCAG
Cricetulus griseus (Chinese hamster) is the source of this 1063-nucleotide messenger RNA. NCBI's taxonomy places the organism in Eukaryota, Metazoa, Chordata, Mammalia, Rodentia, Cricetidae. The record is from RefSeq and is a predicted model, not a curated record.